AUGGAUACUAGACAGAAAGAGAAGACUGUGGAGAAGAGUUUGGGGACUUCCGAGCACACACCUAAGGUCCUGACAGGGAUCGUGGGAACUAGGAAGAGGUCUCGGAAAACUAAGGAUUGGACAGGGGCGUCCGGUGCUGGAGAUGCCUCAGUGCUUAAUCCAGUGGAGUUGUCAGUCCCACCUACUGGUCGGACCGGGGAGGCCAUCCUGACUGAAACUCAGAUCAAUCAAACUGAGGUUCAGCUGGGUGGAGAGGACAGGCAGCUGGAAGAGACCAGAGAACAGCUGAAUGGAGCUGGAAGCCAGCUAGGUGCAGCUAGUGGGCAGCUGAGAGAUGAACAGGAUGGUGAAGCUGAGUCCUCAGAGACUGGUAACCGAGCUGAUCCAAACGUCAAGAGAGAUGGGCGGACUGGUCCGGUUGAUCAGAUGGCUGAGCCAUCCAUGAAGGAAGUACUUGAUGCAAUCAAGGUAAUGGGAAGUCAGAUGCGGGCAAUGACCCAAGUGUUCACACCAGUAGUGAACUCAUCAAAGGGUCAGACUACACAAGCUCAAGUGAUAGCUCCUGGAGCUGGUGGACCUAGUGGUCAAGUAGCGCCUGUAGCUGAGGUGAUUGAGCUGGAUCCACCAGCUGGAACAGCUAAGAAGGUUGAUUACCUGAAGGUGCUGGAGCACAUCUCUCGGUUGGGAACAAAACACUUUGCUGGAAGUGUUGAUCCUCUAGAGGCAGAUGAGUGGAGGACCAGGCUGGUUCGCAAUUUCAAAUCCACUCGUUGCCCAGAUGAGUAUCAGAAGGACAUUUCAGUCCACUGUCUGGAAGGGGAUGCACACAACUGGUGGUUGGCCCUUGACAAGCGUACCAAUGGUACCAUUGAUCGGUUUGCUGACUUUGAGAUCGAGUUCAACCACAAGUACUUUCCAGCAGAGGCAUGGGAUCGUUCGGAGUCUCAAUUCUUGGACUUGGUCCAGGGAAAGAGAUCAGUUCGAGAGUAUGAAGAGGAGUUUAACCGCCUUAGGCGCUUUGUGGGAAGGGAGCUGGAGGAUGAGGCAGUCCAGGUCCGGAGGUUCAUAAGAGGCCUUAGGGUCGAACUCAAGACCUACUGCUCAGUCCGUACCUUUCACACAGUGUCUGAGUUGGUGGAGAGGAUGGCAAUGCUGGAGACCAAUCUGGCUGAAGAAAACAAGCAAAGACUAAACAGUGUGGUUGUGUCUUCUGGUCAGAGUGGUGACCGGAAGAGAAAGAGGGAUGCGGCCGAAGGGGGUAAAACCUCAAGUGGUAGGCCUGAGUGUCCCAAAUGUGGAAAACACCAUGGAGGCGAGUGCUGGAAGGCUAUGGGAGCUUGUACCCGUUGUGGUAAGAUGUAUCACUCAGCUCGAGACUGUCCUGGACCGGAGAGGAACCGUGGGCAAGGCUCAACCAGUGAGGCCAGGACUUGUCAUCAGUGUGGCAAGAGAGGGCACGUCCGUGUGGACUGUCCUCAGUUGCAAACUGGACAAGGGAGGGGUCGUGUUGAGAACAACCGACCAGACCACAAGCAAGGCCAAACCUCAGCGCCUCGAGUCUAUGAGCUUUCCAGGGAUGUGGAUGAGUCCGGACCCUUCAAGGCGAUCACUGAUAUGAUUGGAAAAGGUAUGUUCCAAAUGGGAACCAUGAAUGAUCUUGGCUUGGUGAGUGCAGCCGGUGGGCAAGUUAUGCAUUCACUAGGUCUGGUUAAAGACAUUCAAGUGAUGAUCCAGGACAGGGUAAUGCCUGUGGAUCUGAUUGUGGUCCGCCUUAAGAAUCACGAGGUGAUCCUAGGCAUGGACUGGCUUGGCAGGAAUCGGGCCACCUUAGACUGUCAUCGAGGAAGGGUGCAGUUUGAGAGUGGGUGUGGACCCCCGAUCAAGUACGAAGGUAUUAAUCCGGCCUCUGGAUGCUUAGUGUUAUCAGCAGUCCGUGCGGAAAGGAUGCUGGAACAAGGUUGUGAGGCUUAUUUAGCCACAAUCACCACUAAGGAGGUCGUAGGGGUUGGUGGCCCGGACGGGAUACCGCUGGUCAGUGAGUUCGAGGAUGUGUUUAGGUCGCUACAGGGCAUUCCCCCUGAUAGGUCUGACCCAUUCAUAAUAGAGCUGGAACCAGGGACGGCCCUAAUGUCAAAGAGCCAAUACCGCAUGGCUCCAGUUGAAAUGGCUGAGCUAAAGAAACAACUCGAGGAGUUGCUGGAUAAAGGGUUCAUACGCCCAAGUGUAUCACCCUGGGGAGCACCAGUCCUCUUUGUUAAAAAGAAGGAUGGUAGUUUCAGGUUGUGCAUAGACUACAGAGGGCUGAACAGGGUUACUAUAAAGAAUAAGUACCCUUUGCCCGGGAUUGAUGAGUUGCUAGAUCAGUUGAGGGGAGCCAAGUGGUAUGGUCACUAUGAGUUUGUGGUCAUGCCAUUCGGAUUGACCAAUGCACCAGCAGCCUUUAUGAAGAUGAUGAAUGGAGUUUUUCGAGAUUUCUUAGAUGAAUUUGUAAUCAUCUUCAUUGAUGACAUACUUAAGAGCAUUGGCUUCCUAGGACAUGUAGUGUCUGAGGAAGGAGUCUCAGUUGAUCAAGAAAAGAUCAAAUGUAUACAAGAGUGGCCGAGACCAAAGAAUGCAACUGAAGUGAGAAGUUUCUUGGGUCUGGCCGGCUACUACAGGAAGUAUGUCAAGGGGUUUGCUAGUGUGGCACAACCUAUGACACAACUUACUGGAAAAGAUGUCAAGUUCAAGUGGUCUGAAGCUUGUGAAAAGUGCUUUAUAGCCUUGAAGGACAUGCUGACCAGUGCACCAGUCCUGGUGUUACCUGAAGCCGACCAACCAUAUGUGGUGUACAAAGAUGCAUCCAUCACUGGACUAGGCUGUGUGCUCACACAACAUGGGAAGGUCAUAGCAUAUGCCUCAAGGCAGCUCAGGAAACAUGAGGGCAACUACCCAACCCACGACCUGGAGAUGGCCGCAGUGGUAUUUGCGUUGAAGAUAUGGAGAUCAUACUUGUAUGGUGCCAAAGUUCAGAUUCUCACUGACCACAAGAGCCUGAAGUACAUAUUCACUCAGCCUAAGUUGAAUUUAAGACAAAGGCACUGGAUGGAGUUUGUGGCCGACUAUGAUUUGGACAUUGCCUAUCACCCAGGCAAGGCCAAUCUAGUGGCUGAUGCAUUAAGCAGGCGUAGGGCUGAAGUAUCAGCAGAGAAGGAAGCAGAGAUCUUGGAAGGGAUGGUCCGGUCAUUGAAUCUAAACACCUUGGCCCGUGAGACUGAGCCUUUGGGCUUGGAGGCUGUGAACCAGGCUGAUCUCCUUACAAGAAUCCAACAAGCACAAGGCUCGGAUGAGAAUUUGCAAAAGGUUGCAAGGAAUGACAAGACUGAGUACCAGAUCACCAGCAAUGGUACCAUUUUGGUACAUGGGAGGAUCAGUGUUCCUGGUGACCGGAAACUAAAGGAAGAGAUUAUGAGACAAGCUCAUAAGUCUAAGUUCUCUGUGCAUCCGGGGCUAAACAAGAUGUAUAAAGACAUCAAGAGGUGUCCUACUUGCCAACUUGUUAAAGCAGAGCAUCAGGUCCCAAGUGGUUUACUUCAAAACCUCCCUAUACCAGAGUGGAAGUGGGAUCACAUCACAAAGGACUUUGUGACUGGGUUCCUUACGACCAGGAACAAGAAGGAUGCAAUUUGGGUGAUUGUAGAUCGCCUGACCAAAUCUGCACACUUCUUACCCAUUAAAAAGGGUGAUGGAGUGGAUGAAAUUGUAAAGGUUUAUGUGAAUGAGAUAGUGAGGCUGUAUGGAGUGCCGGCCAGUAGAGUCUCAGAUAGAGACCCUCGGUUCACAUCUUACUUCUGGAGGGCUUUUCAAAAGGCUCUAGGAACCAGAGUGAACAUGAGUACAUCUUAUCAUCCUCAAACGGAUGGUCAAUCAGAAAGAACCAUCCAGACCUUGGAGGACAUGCUAAGGGCAUGUGUUUUAGACUGGGGCGAUUCAUGGGAAAAGCACUUGCCACUGGUGGAGUUUGCAUACAACAACAGCUUUCACACCAGCAUAGGCAUGUCCCCUUAUGAAGCAUUCAUGAUAGGUCCUGAGAUUGUGGAAGAGACCACAGAGAAGAUCAAGCUAGUCAAAGAGAAGAUGAAGGAGGCACAGGACCGCCAGAAGAGUUAUGCGGAUAAGAGAAGGAAACAUCUUGAGUUUGAGGGCAGGGUUUCUGGAAGAAGGAAACUGGACCCUAGGUUCUUAGGUCCAUUCAGGAUACUUGAAAGAGUUGGGGCAGUGGCUUACAAGUUGGAUUUGCCAUCUGCAAUGGAUGCUUACCAUAAUGUUUUCCAUGUGUCUCAACUAAGAAAGUGUCUAACGGAUCAGGACAUUGUAUUGCCUGAGAUUCCAAAAGAUCUUGGUAAGAACCUCACCUUAGAAACAAGGCCGGUUCGGAUCAUUGAUCGGAUGGAAAAGGCAAUGAGAAGGAAAACAGUCCCUAUGCUUAAAAUAGUAUGGGAAUUCAAUGGCAAAGACAUUAUAACUUGGGAAACAGAGGCAAGAAUGAAAGCUGAGUAUCCUGAGUGGUAUGGUCAAUAUGAGGGUGGUGAACCAUCGAGUUUGAACUCGGGGACGAGUUCCUUCCAAGUGGGGGAGACUUGUCAUGUCCCUAGUUCUAGAUAA
This is a messenger RNA of Brassica napus (rape), 4644 nucleotides long. RefSeq lists its product as uncharacterized. NCBI's taxonomy places the organism in Eukaryota, Viridiplantae, Streptophyta, Magnoliopsida, Brassicales, Brassicaceae. Gene Ontology annotation, biological process: DNA integration. Gene Ontology annotation, molecular function: zinc ion binding; nucleic acid binding. The record is from RefSeq and is a predicted model, not a curated record. The transcript has 8 exons. The coding region runs from base 1 to 4644 and encodes 1547 amino acids.